CAUUGUGAGGAGAUUUUCCCAAUUCUAUCAAAGCUAAAAAUACACCUAAAAAUACACACUGGCGAGAAUCCGUAUUCCUGCUCUGACUGUGGGAAGACUUUCUCCCGAUUGGAUACCUUAAAAACGCAUGAACAUAUACAUACAGGAAAUGAUCUGUAUUCCUGUACUGACUGUGGGAAGACUUUCUCCCGAUUGGAUACCUUAAAAACGCAUGAACGUAUACAUACAGGAGAGGAUCCGUAUUCCUGUACUGACUGUGGGAAGAGCUUCACAACAUCAGGAACUCUGACAAUUCAUCAGAGAGUGCACACUGGAGAGAAGCCUUACUCCUGCUCUGACUGUGGGAAGAGGUUCUCUCAACAGAUCCAUUUACAAAAACACCAACAUAUUCAUACAGGAGAGAAGCCUUACUGCUGCUCUGACUGUGGGAAGAGUUUCACUCAACAGAACCACUUAAAAUGUCACCAGCGAAUACAUACAGGCGAGAAGCCUUACUCCUGCCCUGACUGUGGGAAGAGUUUCAUCCGAUUGGAUAUUUUAAAAUGCCACCAGCGAAUACAUACAGGAGAGAAGCCUUAUUGUUGCUCUGAGUGUGGGAAGAGUUUCUCCCAACUGGGUAACUUAAAAACACACCAACUUAUACAUAAAGGAGAGAAGCCUUACUCCUGCUCUGACUGUGGGAAGUGCUUCACAACAUCAACUGAUGUAAAAGUUCAUAAAAGAGCACACACAGGAGAGAAGCCUUACUACUGCUCUGACUGUGGGAAGAGUUUCUCCAGAUUGUAUACCUUAACAACACACCAACGUAUACAUAAAGGAGAGAAGCCUCAUCAGUUCUCUCAAACCAGCUAAAAUUAAAGUCAUUACAUCACUUAACUCUCCAGAAAUCAUAGUAUACUCUAUUGUAUUCCUGUUGUUUCUCACUGUGAGAAAAGGGAGCGUUAUAGAUUUUUAGCCUCUCUCUACUUUACUGAUCAGUGUGCAUCUUGUCAGUUUUGGUGUAUUUUGUUAGCUUCCACUGUAAAGAUAUUGAGAUGACCUUAGAUUUGCCCUUAGGGUGGAAUACCCUCUAUGAAGCUGGUGGUACUGCUUCCCUCUGCAGUUUUCUGUGGGAAUGAGCUGGUAGACACAACAUGUAUCAGGUAGAGAUGGUGUGAUGAUCAGUUUUCUGUGGGAAUGAGCUGGUAGACACAACAUGUAUCAGAUAGAGAUGGUGUGAUGAUCAGUUUUCACCACUAGUUUGGGGGGGAUUAUUUGAUUUACUAAACAACUAUUUGUUUAAUUAUAUACAGGUUAUGAAACAACUACAUUUUGUUUAUUCAGUUGCACUUUAAAACUAGAUUAGCUAUUUUUGUCAUUGAUGAAUAGGUUUAGAUAGGUUUAGAUCU
This is a messenger RNA of Oncorhynchus kisutch (coho salmon), 1388 nucleotides long. Its product is annotated as zinc finger protein 214-like. Gene Ontology annotation, molecular function: DNA-binding transcription factor activity; RNA polymerase II cis-regulatory region sequence-specific DNA binding. The record is from RefSeq and is a predicted model, not a curated record. Gene Ontology annotation, biological process: regulation of transcription by RNA polymerase II. Lineage: Eukaryota; Metazoa; Chordata; Actinopteri; Salmoniformes; Salmonidae. The transcript has a single exon. The annotation marks the transcript as partial.